Molecule: messenger RNA, 4860 nt
Organism: Nanorana parkeri
Lineage: Eukaryota; Metazoa; Chordata; Amphibia; Anura; Dicroglossidae
Gene: NWD1
Product: NACHT and WD repeat domain containing 1
Exons: 21
Coding region: 1-4860 (1619 amino acids)
Molecular function (GO): protein binding
Source: RefSeq, a predicted model, not a curated record
AUGGAUCAAGAAAACAUAAAAUACAUUCUCCAAGGAAAAGUUGUGCCUCUUCCUGCAGAGUCAUCCAAUACUGUCCGACUCUUCAUAAGCUCCACAUUUUCAGAUAUGGCGGAGGAACGUGAUGCACUAAUGGAGAUAGCCUAUCCUGAGAUACAAACCUUUUGCCAGAAACAUGGACUAACAUUUGAGGUUGUGGACAUGCGUUGGGGAGUACGAGAUUAUGCAUCAGUGGAUCACAUGACUACAGAUCUUUGUCUAAAGGAAAUUGAAGCCUGUAAGAAGACCUCUAUUGGACCGUAUUUUAUUGGCUUAGUUGGUAAUCGAUAUGGUUAUAGACCCAUGCCUCGACUUAUUGGUGAGGAAGAAUUUAAUAUCCUGUAUAAAAAGGUACUUAAGAAUGAAGCUGAAGCACAGCUGCUAACCCACUGGUAUUGGAAAGACAUAAAUGCUGUUCCUCCUAUGUAUGUUUUUCAACCAAUCACAGUUCACCUUCCUCAUUUCUCUGACAACAAUCCAUCCCAUGCAGAGCUUCAGCUAAAAGAAAUCAAGAAGUGGAGAGAAAGUGAAAAACGGAUAUCUCAGGCAUUGCGCUUAGCAGCAGAAAAUGCUCAGAAAGAAGGACUGAUCACUUUAGAGCAAAAACACAAGUAUUUCAAAUCAGUAACAGAGUGGGAGAUUGAGUGUGGACUCUUGGCCUCUGACACAGAUGAAGCAGGCUCUACUAUGUUUUUCAGAGAAGUUAAGGACAUUAAUCUCUGUAAAGAUGGUUUACAAAUUUUAGAUGUCAAGGAAGAUGGAAGCCAUGACUCAGAAGCUCAAGAUCUUUUAGAAGAACUUAAAUCCCGUAUUGUCCAGAAACAUCAAAACAAAGUAAAAACACUCACAGUGGAGCUAAGCAAACAAGCAUUAAAGGCCAAUUACCUUCAAAUGCUUUGUGACCAGGUCAUUGCUGUUGUAAAUCACCAGAUACUUAGAUGUCUGUCUACAAGAGAAAAAGAUAUUUCAGAAUUACAGAAAAAACAUCCUUGGUUAGGAGGGCUAAUGCAGGAAGUAACACAUCACCUGCAACUGUCUCAUACAAAGUCAGAAGUAUUUUGUGGACGUCAGGAAAUACUCGAAACCAUUGUGAGUCGAAUAAAAAAUAGUGAAGCUUGUGUGCAGGCCCCUCUUGUCAUCUAUGGAGCUUCUGGGUCAGGAAAAACUGCUCUUAUGUGCAAAACGUUUGAACUGCUAAGACAGUCUGCAACCGCUGAUGGGCAUCAUGUGUUGGUGUUAAGGCUUCUUGGAACUUCACCUCAAAGCUCUGAAAUCCAUGAUGUUCUCAAAAGUAUUUGCUAUCAGGUGUGCUUAGCAUUGGAUCUGCCCUUCCCCACUACACAGGUCACUAACAUUUACAAUGAAACGGUGAGAUUUUUUCACCAGAUUCUCACAAAGGUAUCUAAUAAAAGGUCAGAAAAUUUGGUGCUUUUUCUUGACUCACUUGACCAGCUCUCCUCAUCAGAAGGUGCCCAUCAUCUACACUGGCUACCAAAGGAAUGUCCAGCCAAUGUCCACAUUGUCUUGUCCACAUUACCUAAUGAAGCAAGCAUUCUGAACACGCUACGAGGGAAAAUCACAGAUGUAACAUCUUACUUGGAGGUGCAGCCACUCUCUGCUGAACAAGGUGGACAGGUGAUUGAAAAGCUUAUGUCUUCAACUGGACGGAAGCUGACUCCUGCCCAACUUGACAUUGUACUGGACAGCUUCAGAAAAUGCGGGCAGCCAUUGCUUCUUAAACUGGCAUUUGAUGAAGCCAAGAGGUGGUCAUCUUACACACCACCCUCACAACUCCAUAUUGCCACAAGUACAAAAGAAGCUGUAUAUCAGUUGUAUCAGAGAAUAGAAAAUGUCCAUGGCAAAUUACUGGUAUCUCAUGCCCUGGGUUACAUUGCAGCAUGCAGGACUGGUCUGUCAGAAGCUGAACUGAAGGAUAUUUUAUCUUUAGAUGAUGAGGUUCUCGCGGAUAUUUAUCAAUACUGGGCUCCUCCAAGAAGUGAUGUCAUACGGAUUCCUGUAUUGUCAUGGACUCACCUCCGACAUGACCUGGAUGGAUAUUUGGUGGAAAGGCAGGCAGAUGGGAGCACAGUGCUGGGCCUAUACCACAGGCAGUUCAUUGAAGUAGCACAGGAAAUCUACCUGAAUGAUUCAGAAAGGAAGAAGAGACAUCAUACCCUGGCGGAAUAUUUUUUGGGCACUUGGAGUAUGGGGACACUGCGGUGGAUAAAUCUACCACUUCUUAAUAAAUCCCUAAGUGCUGACAGAAAGGUAGCACCGCAGCCACUGUGGUUCUCAGAAGAUAUGCCCAAUCUAAGAAAAAUGAAUGAGCUGCCUUACCAUCUACUUAAUGCAGGCAACAUUGAUGAACUGCAAAGAGAAAUUUUAGGUAAUAUGAACUGGAUAUCUAGCAAAAUUGUUGCAUGUGGAAUCAACAGUCUCAUCCAAGACUUUGACAUGUGCGUAAAACGUAUUAACAAUGGUGAGGUCAAACUUGUGCAUGACACACUGCGACUUUUCCAACCCACUAUCAACUUCAUUGAGGCCCGGAUAGAUCCUUGCAUCAUAUAUGUAGAGAUGUUGGCAAGGCUGCAUUUCUUUAAGCUGUCGUGCCCAUCCUUAAUAGGUAACCUCUGCCAGCAAUGCUUUACCUGGUUUGAGCAGUAUCCAAAUCCAACCUUUAUUCCUGUAAGUGGAUUUUUCCAGCCACCUGGUGGCCCUCUGCAGACCACUCUUACAGGAUUCAAGAAAGGUAUCACCGUGAUGGAAGUCUGCCCAUACAAGGAUCUUGUUGUUGUGGCAUCUGAUGAUGGCACCAUGAUAGUGUGGGACAUAAAGGAUAUUGUAGUCAUUCACACAUUAAAUGGUCAUUCUGCUGGGAUACUAUGUGUAAAGGUUUUUGGUCAAGGAACGCGGGUGGUCUCUGGCUCUCUUGACAAUACCUUGGUCCUGUGGAAUCUGGUAACCGGCAAACAGUAUCUGACAAUUCAAGAAGACCAUACAAUUUAUGAAAAUGCCUAUCUGGAUGUGGAUGAAAAGAAUGGGAUCAUUUAUUCAGCAGCAGGAUCUCAGGUCUGUGGAUGGAAUAUAGAAUCUGGAGAUCCUGUUUUGUGUUUCUCUCCUGGCGUUCCUGGAUUUCCAUUACAAGCUGCUGUAUUUUCACCACAGCAAACUGUAAUGACAGUGACUGAAGGGGGAACAGUUCACAUAUGGGAAUCAACCACAGGACAGUUAAAAGGGUCAAGGCAGAUACCGGGCGCUGAUGCUGAGACUACACAUCCAGUAUGUAGUUGUGUUAUUCCCAAGUAUGGGAAAAUGGUGGUCGGGUUCAAAAAUGGCUUCUUGGCACUUAUUUCCACUGGAGGAGGUGUAUCAGCCGAAAAAAUGCCCUGUAUCCCGAACUUUGUAGUGGUCUCUGAUGAGGAGUCAUUAUUUGCUGCAGGGUUUGGGAAACAAGUGCAGGUAUUUCGGGCUGACUCCAACACCCUAAGGACAUUUCUUGGAUCAUGUCUAGAACAUGAUGACAUGGUAAAAACAGCUGUAAUACACAGUCAGAAGAAUAUCAUUGUAACUGGAUCUCAAGAUGAAACUAUCCGGGUCUGGAGUUUGUCUAAGAGGGGAGCUCUUCUAGACACAUUCUUUGGGAUGGGAGUAUCAGUCACUGGACUGGCCAUGAAUGGAAGCACUUUAAUAUCUUCAUCCAAUUCUGCUUACUACCUCAAGCUCUGGAACCUGGAUUAUGAUCAGAAGCACAAGACAUUGCCUCCUUUUCAGGAUCGUAGCGGCUGUGUCGCUUUAUCCAGUGGAGGUGAUCGUGUUUAUUUCCCAAAAACUGGUGACAAACACAAGAUUGUGGUCUGGGACACAGUGCAAGGUCUUAUGACAGAUAUCCUUGAGGCCUCUUCUGAAGUAACAUGCCUGGAAGUUGCCAAAACCAAGAAGAUUUUGUUCUGCGGUUUGAACUCUGGCACUGUAUUGGCUUUUCCGUUAGACCAAAGGCAAAAUGUGGCUUGUAUUCCACCACCUGAACAUAAUGUGGCCGUAAUUUGCUUGUCAAUAAGCAAACAAGAAAGCUUCUUGGCUGUAGCUCACCACGAUAUGAUUCUGCUAUAUGAAGUUACAAAGGGGGACCCUAUUCCAAUGCUUGAUGGCCCAGUACACUCUAUAAAUCUACAAAUCCCAAGUGCUGUGAGCAAAGUAGCCAUAUUUGAAGACCAGAGGGUUAUCUAUGGUACAGAGAAAGGAGACAUGUGUCUUUUUAACCCAAAAAAAGAAGAACAAUGUUUAGAUUCUCAUGCAAGCAGAGUCACCUGCUUAGAAACAAGUACAAAGGAAAUAUAUGCAUUAAGUGGCUGUGAGGACUCAGUUGAGCGUCUUUGGAACAUGGAAACUGGUUGCUGGGAACAUGAGAUGUGUUACAAGGGCUUCUUCUUUCAAGGAGUUGACUGUGCCUGCUUCUCACCAGAUGACUGUUAUAUUUAUACUGGAUCUAAGGACAGAGCCAUCAAAGCGUGGGAUGUGUCCACUGGUUCCCUGCUUGCGGUACAAUAUGUAUAUGCAACUGUCACCCGAAUUGUCUCUACCUCUGAUGGAUUUAUAGCCACUACACGUUUGGGCUAUGUGAUCCGAGAGAAGUUUCAGUGCCCAGAAACCAUCAGCACUCAGUACAACCCAUUGCAAAACAUCAAAGCCACAUGUACUGUCAAAUCUAAAAAGUCUAAAGAUGUCUACAACAAAACCAUCCAAUUGAAAGCAAAAAGUACUAACAAAUGGUGGAGAUGCAAAGAGCAAGCAAACAAAAAUUCACAAAUCUGCCACAUUGUUUAA